Desarmillaria tabescens is the source of this 474-nucleotide messenger RNA. RefSeq lists its product as uncharacterized. The record is from RefSeq and is a predicted model, not a curated record. Bases 1 to 474 code for a protein of 157 amino acids. NCBI's taxonomy places the organism in Eukaryota, Fungi, Basidiomycota, Agaricomycetes, Agaricales, Physalacriaceae. The transcript is spliced from 2 exons.
AUGAGUUGCUGGAUAGGAAAUAUCGCGUACAACUAUGAAGAAAAGUACCCCGAGGAUCCUCCCUACCAAGAGACGGCCCUGAAUGCGAGAGUUUGGAGAACAUACGAAGAUGAAAGCAAGAUACACGAUGCCAACAUGAUCGAAGAAUCUCGCGAUAAUGUCGAUGUAUUGUUCGUUUUUGCGAGCCUUUUCUCGGAAGUCGCGACGCCCUUUGUUGCGCAGAUAUACCAGAACUUUCAGGCAGAUUACACUGCCAUAUCAGCGUCUCUGCUUUUCGAAUUGGUCCUCAUUCAGCGUCCUAUCGCCAACGGUUCCUCGGUCAAUGUCAUCUCUUCUUCCCCACUGAACCUCAACACGAUCUUUGUUCCCGCUAUCACGGACGUUUGGGUGAACGGGCUCUGGCUUGGCAGCCUGUUCCUCAGCCUCACGACAGUACUCGUCGCCUUACUUGUUCAGCGGUGGCUUGAGCACUAG